Schistosoma rodhaini is the source of this 1810-nucleotide messenger RNA. The record is from the annotation of a GenBank genome assembly. Lineage: Eukaryota; Metazoa; Platyhelminthes; Trematoda; Strigeidida; Schistosomatidae.
CGGAAAUGAAAACAAUCCAUUAAGGUAUUAUUAUAGUGAUAUUCCACCAAUGAAUAGGAACAUUCAAUAAAUAAUUAUCAACUAAAAACGUAUUGGAUGACAAAUAAAAUAAAAACUAACAGAGAAUCAAAAUUCAUACCAUCCUAUCACACGUAUUUACAGAAUAUUAUUUUCCUUUCCUUUGAACUAACAAAAUAACCUUUAUACUCAUCUUUAAUAAAACAAGAGAAAACAAUCAAUUGAGUAAUUUGUUCUCUUUAAAAAUCAAAAUCAAUGUGUGAUUACCAAAGUGGAUUUGUUUAUCAAUAUGAAAAUACUACUGAUAUUACUACUCAAAUGGAUGUUGUCAUCAUUCUAUUUUCAUGUUGCAUAAUCUUUAUGAAUCCGUUUACAUUGUUCUUGGUUUUUCAAAUCUAUUUAUCAUCUUCAUUAGUAAGUUUUCUAAUUAUGAUUCAAAUAACAUUUGAUACACUUGUUUGUGUAUCACAAAUCGGGAAUAAAUUUUGCCCAUUUCUUCGAAUUACACCACAAAUGUGGAUCAAUAUUUUAAUUUGCCACAUAUGGACAAAUGAAUUUUUAAAUAAUCUAUUUAAUACAUUCACUAAACAAUCCAUUCUUGCUAUCAUCAUUGAACAUUGUUUAUCCAUUUAUAAGCCGAAUGUAAAUUUGUUAAAUUAUCCUAAAUUAUUAGGUGGAAUAUAUUGUUUCUCAGUAGCAUAUAACAUAGUCACUAAUUUAUAUUUAAUACUGUUAGUGAAAAUAGAUCAAAUUGGUCAUUGUGUAAUCAAUUCUAAUAUGUUAAUCAGUAGCAUUGAUCGAUUAGAUUUGGUUAUUUUCGGUUAUGUUUCAUUGAUACUUGGUGACAUUAUCCCAUUCAUAGUGAUGAUCAUCAUAUUAAUAUUAGUAAUAUUACAUCAAUAUAAAAGGAAAGUUAAUGUAAGAGAUCAAGCUCAAAUUAAACCAGUACAAAAAUACUUGACCUUAUUGAUAAUUGUUUGGUGUUUACCAGAAAUUCUAAUUACAUUACUUGAUAUGUUUCAGCAUGUAUGUGAAGCGUAUAUAGAAUAUGAAAUGGUGUGUGAUAUAUCCCAUCAUUGUUUAGAAAUAUUACGUUCAAUUACAUUUAUGUUACAUUCAAUUAGUUUGUUUAUAUUUUUAAAACCAAUGGGAAUUGAAGCUUUGAAAACGUUUAAAAAUAUUUCGCAGGUUUUUAAAACAAUCUUCCAUCGAAAUUAAGAAUUUAGAUUCUCAUUCUCAUUUCAAUCACUGGAAUAAUUUCUUAUUAAGUGUUCGUUCACUGUCUGUUUUUCAAACUCGUUCACCUACAUUUGACUAUGAAACAUUGAUUCAAGGGUUUGUUCUUCUUAUCAUUAUUACAAUUAGUACACUUGUCACCACAUUGUUAUGUUUAUCCAUAUAAUCCAUUUCAUUGUUAUCGUUAACUCAUCAACUGCCUUGAUUACAUUGAUAUGUUUACGUAUGCUUAAUAAUAUCACUGUAUAUUAGAAUGAAGCCUGUUAGGGAUCCAACUCAAUACAAUACUGUUAGCUUAUAUGUGUUGAUCUUAGUAAUAACUAUCUAAUUUUGUGUACACAUAAUAAUGUACUUAAUAAUUUGCAUAAUUUCAGUAGUAUGAAUAUUGAAAUAAAAUUUCCUGUCUUAUAAUUAUUUUGAUUCACUAUGUGUGCUAACAGUCUUGUGUGGUCUCAUACUUUGAAAAAAUUCUUGCAAUCCAUCAUAUAUCCAGAUGGUUCAAAACAGCAGUGCGACUUCUAUUAUGGUCAACUGAUUUUCGUUAUUUAUCUUUUAG